AUGGACUUCAAGGGCAAUCUUCAAAGAGUCAAGGAAUCCAUCAAGGAGGCGAAGGCUCAGGGCUGUACUUUUCGAACAGGACCGGAGCUAGAAAUCACUGGCUACACCUGCGAGGAUUGGUUCCUGGAGAAUGAUACCUUCUUGCAUGCCUGGUCCUCCAUGGCUGAUAUCCUCAGAAGUGACGUCACUGAUGACAUCCUGUGCGACAUCGGCAUGCCGGUCAUGCACCGGAACGUGCCCUACAACUGCCGGGUUUGGGUCGUCAACCGCAAAAUCGUCGGCAUCCGCCCGAAGAUCUACUUGGCCAAUGACGGGAACUACCGGGAGAUGCGUUGGUUUACACCAUGGUACAUUGAUCCAAGCAAAGCAGGCUUCGGCGAACUGGAAGAGUAUUUCCUCCCCAGGGAGAUUGGUGAGAUCACUGGACAAGCGAAGGUGCCCUUCGGAGUCUUCGCUGUAUCCACCAAGGAUACUUGCCUGGCAACAGAGACUUGCGAGGAGUUGUUCACACCAGAUGCACCACAUAUCAAACUGGCCUUAGAUGGUGUGGAGAUUAUCGCCAACGGCUCUGGGAGCCAUCACCAACUGAGGAAGCUGGAUAAGCGCAUCGACCUGGUGCGUGGUGCCACUUCCAAAAGCGGAGGGGUGUAUCUCUAUGCCAAUGUCAAAGGAGGUGACGGAGGGCGACUCUACUUCGACGGGUGCUGCAUGGUGUGGAGCAACGGGAAGCUGCUGGCACAAGGGACGCAGUUUGGCAUGCUCGAUGAGAUUGAAGUGGUUGUGGCUACCGUGAACUUGAACGACGUGCGCUCCAUGCGCUCGAACUUCAUUGCUCGCUCCUUCCAAGCCUCCUCGACCCCCACCGUGCAGCGUGUGGAGGUGGACUUCUGCUGUUGCCAUGCGGAGCCCCUGACCAUUGCUGAGUCUCAACCCAUCGAGCCCAAGAUCGUGGGACCCAUGGAGGAGAUCGCCUAUGGCCCGUCGGCCUGGCUUUGGGACUAUCUCCGCCGCUCGGGGCAGCGGGGCUACUUCUUGCCUUUGUCCGGUGGAGCUGACUCCUCCUCCACUGCAGCGUUGGUGGGCAUCAUGUGUCAGCGGGUCUUCCAGGAGUUGACCGAAGGCACUGAGAGGUCCAAAAAGGCGGUGCUGGCGGACAUUCGGAAGGUCACGAAAAGGCCCUUCUACACGCCAGCCUCAUGGCAGGACUUGUGCGGGAAGAUCUUCGUGACGUGUUACAUGGCUUCGGAGCACAGCGGCUCUGAGACCCGGAACCGCGCGGCCAACCUGGCCAAGCAAAUCGGAGCCAAUCACACCUCGAUCGCUAUCCGGCCGAUCACUGAUGCUAUCGUGAAGGUCUUUCAGCAGUGUAACUUCGAGGGUACCAAGAUUGAUAAGAGCAAGGUGAAGUCAGAUGCAGUUUGGAAUGCCAGUGGCACUGAGGACAUCGCUUUGCAAAAUAUUCAGGCGAGAAGCCGAAUGGUGAUGGCCUAUUUCAUGGCCCAGCUCAUGCCCUGGGCAACGGACCAGGCCAUGCAAGGGGACGCUGGCCCCGGCUGGGGCUCUUUGCUCGUGCUAGGCUCUGCCAACGUGGAUGAAGCCUUGCGCGGCUACUACACCAAAUACGACUGCAGUGCAGCGGACGUGAAUCCAAUUGGUGGUAUCAAUAAGAGAGAUUUGAAGGCUUUCCUGAAGUGGGCUGCCAAGGAGAGAGGUAUCGGCGAAUUGGAGCGCGUGGCGAACGCGGUGCCCACCGCCGAGUUGCGGCCGGACAAGGCAGCUGAGACCGUCGUUCGGAGCAUGCGAUCAGCACGACGGUUCAUGGGGCGCGUGACCAUGGCUCGGCACGACCACCGAUGGGUGGCUGCCGCGGGCUUGGCUGUGGGUGUUCUUGGAUCGAAUGUUCACCCUGUGCGCUGCCACGGCGGCUCAUUCUACGCCAAGGAGAAUGAGAGAGCCGAAGUAUUGUCCAGCCCGGCGAUCGCUUUGUUAAUGUCCAUCAUCCGUGACCAACGCACCAGCCAGGUGGAGUUCGUCCGAACGGCGGAUCGUUUGAUGUCCAUUUUGGCGGAGGAGGGUAUUGCUCGACUGCCCUCGGUGAAGCCGCAGGUUCUCCAGAGCCCCUGCGGCCCCUACAACGGUCUCGCGGUACCGGAUGGCCACCAGCUUUGUGCUGUGGACAUUGUCCGUUCCGGUGGGAUCCUUCUCGAGGCCGUGCGGAAGGUUCUUCCAGAAUUGAAGACUGCAAAAAUCUUGAUCCAGCGGGAUGAAGAAACCGCCUUGCCGCAGCUGUUCUACUCCAAGCUUCCAGACGGGAUCGAAAAGUUGCAAGUGAUGCUGUGUGAUCCUAUGCUGGGCACUGGUGGCUCCGCCUUGUGUGCCAUCGAUGUGUUGAAGAAAGCUGGUGUCAAGGAGGAGAACAUCCUCUUCAUCAAUGUGGUCUCUUGUCCCGAAGGCCUCAAGGCCUUGGCUCAACGUGCACCCAAAGUGAAGAUCGUCACCUGCGCGUUGGAUUCUCAUCUCAAUGAGAAGUUCUUCAUCGUGCCUGGCGUGGGCGACUUCGGGGACCGCUACUAUGGCACUUCAGGCUAUGCCGAGGGCUUGUGGGGCCAAAAUGGCCGCUGA
Molecule: messenger RNA, 2622 nt
Organism: Durusdinium trenchii
Lineage: Eukaryota; Dinophyceae; Suessiales; Symbiodiniaceae
Source: the annotation of a GenBank genome assembly